Dujonia railenensis is the source of this 2196-nucleotide messenger RNA. The record is from the annotation of a GenBank genome assembly. NCBI's taxonomy places the organism in Eukaryota, Fungi, Ascomycota, Pichiomycetes, Serinales, Debaryomycetaceae.
AUGAUUAGACCUGUAGCGGUAAAUUUUGGAUUGUUGAGACAAACAGCUACCUCUGUGACACUGAGGUACGGGUUUGUGCUCUCGCAACAAAGGUCUCUUCACCUUGGUCUGAUAUCAUCGUUUAGCAAUAUAUGCCAAAAUCGCAGACUAAACCACAAUUGUUCACUUUUUGUGAGCAGGAGACAUUCUAGCACUAGAAAUGAAAAAUUCAGCAGGGACAUCGAGAGGAUUGAAGAGGAACGCGAAAGAGAGGAAAAGCACCAACAGCAUCCGAACAUAUCGGACUUCACUGAACCAGGCCCGGCUUCCAGAGAAGUAGCGACGUCAGUGGAGUCAACUGCUUCGACUUCUAACAAGGGAAAAGAGUUUCUAAAGCUUUUACAGUUGGCAAAACCGGAGUUCAGACUCCUUCUUGCCGCCUUAGCAUGUCUUGUGGUGACAUCUGCUGUGAGUAUGUCCUUACCGUUGGUAAUGGGUAAGAUCAUUGAUACUGCAAAACCUCCUACAGAAACGAAAAAUUCCGACGUGGAUCUGAAAUCAGGGAUUUUACCCGAAGCAAAUACAGAGAUAACGAUCUUUGGCCUCCCAUCAGAACAAUUCUACUUAGGAAUGGCUGUAGUUUUCACUUUGGGUGCCAUUGCAAACUUCGGGAGAACUUACCUUUUGCGUUCAGCUGGUGAAAAGCUUGUAGCCAGGUUGAGACUGAGACUCUUCUCAAAAAUAUUAUCACAGGAUUCUUAUUUUUUCGAUAUAGGACCCGAUGGUAAGGGAACAAUGAAAACUGGGGACUUGAUUUCAAGAAUAUCAAGCGAUACGCAAAUCAUUUCGAGAACGCUUAGCUCUAAUAUAUCUGAUGGUUGUAGAUCAUUAGUAAGUGGGUGUGUUGGAUUGUCGAUGAUGUGCUAUGUCUCUUGGAAAUUAACAUUAUGCAUGAGUUUAAUGUUCCCACCAUUGAUAGUUAUGUCACUCUUCUAUGGUAGAAAGAUCAAGCAACUUUCCAAGCAGGUUCAGGAAAAUUUGGGUAGUCUUACCAAGGUAACAGAAGAAAAAUUGAAUGGUUUGAAAACGAUUCAAAGCUUUGCUCAACAGCAAUCUGUAGUUCAUGAAUAUAAUAAAGAAAUUAGACAGAUUUAUGAUACCAGUAUGAAGGAGGGGAAGCUCAGUGGUAUUUAUUUUGGGGGAAAUGGGUUCUUAGGAAAUGCCACACUUGUGAGUUUAUUGGUAGUUGGUACUCAAUUCAUUAGCAGUGGAGACAUAACUUUGGGAGAUUUAUCAAGUUUUAUGAUGUAUGCUAUUUACACAGGUUCAUCAGUUUUUGGAUUAGGAAAUUUUUAUACUGAAUUAAUGAAAGGUGUGGGUGCAUCAGAAAGACUUUUUGAGCUUAUUGAACUGAAACCAACAAUAACUACCAGUUUAGGUAAAAAAGUGGACUCAUUGCAUGGUGAUAUUGAAUUCAAGGGAAUCCAAUUCCAUUAUCCAUCAAGACCAGAUAGCAAUAUUUUCCAGAAUAAAAUUGAUCUCACAAUCAAGAAGGGAGACCAUGUUUGCUUUGUCGGUCCCUCUGGUAGUGGUAAAUCUACCAUAUCUCAAUUAUUACUUAGGUUCUACGAUCCAAUAGCAGGGUCCAUAUUUGUAAAUGGUUAUAACAUAAAGGACUUGAACUUGAAUUUCUACCGUUCCCAAAUUGGUUACGUCCAGCAAGAUCCAUUAUUAUUCAGUGGGAGUAUAAAGGAGAACAUAUUAUUUGGAACUAAGGACAAGCAUGUUUCAGAAAGAGACCUUCUUAAUGCAUGUAAACUUUCCAAUUCACUUGGAUUUAUUGAAUCGUUCCCUGAAAAAUUUGAUACGUUGAUUGGCUCUAACAGUGCAGCACAGCUCUCUGGGGGCCAAAAGCAGAGAAUUUCACUUGCAAGGACAUUAAUAAAGAAUCCGGAUAUACUUAUAUUAGAUGAGGCUACUUCCGCAUUAGAUUCACAUAGUGAAGAGGUUGUUAUGAAAAACUUGAUAAAAUUAGGGAGGGAAAGAAACACAACUUUAAUUCUGAUUGCUCAUAGGUUAUCAACCAUCAAAAAUAGUGAGAAUAUAAUUGUAUUGAAUUCUAGUGGAGAAAUUGUUGAAGUAGGGAAGUUUGUUACGUUGUACGCAGACAACGAGAGUAAGCUCAAUAAAUUAUUGAAGAAUCAUGACUUUGAAUAG